Gadus macrocephalus (Pacific cod) is the source of this 1685-nucleotide messenger RNA. RefSeq names its product tetraspanin 12 (gene tspan12). The coding region runs from base 638 to 1642 and encodes 334 amino acids. Gene Ontology annotation, cellular component: membrane. The record is from RefSeq and is a predicted model, not a curated record. The transcript is spliced from 8 exons. Lineage: Eukaryota; Metazoa; Chordata; Actinopteri; Gadiformes; Gadidae.
CGGACCGCCCUCUGCAAGGCACGGAGGCGCGAGAGGAAAGAUCGUUGUCCAUUCGUAAACAAAUCCUAAAGCUAGACGCACGGAGGGGACUUGCUCCCACAAGACCACGGAAUCCGGUCACACCAGGACCCCCCAGGACCGACCAAGACCCAACGGGACUCUACUGGACUGGACUCUGCUGUAACGGACUCUUCUGGACCGGAAUCUAUACUGGACCGGGCUCUUCUGCACCGGAUUCUACUGGACCUCCAACGACCGGACUGUCUACUGGACCGGACCGUACAGGUCUUGACUGGGAGCUGUGGGAGACUACUUGACCGGACUGGGAGCAUUGGUAGACUCUACUGGUCUGGACUGGGAGCAGUGGGAGACUCUAGUAGUCUGGACUGGGAACAGCGGGAGACUCUACUGGUCUGGACUUGGAGCAGUGGGUGAUACUACUGGUCUGGACUAGAAGCAGUGGGAGACUCUACUGGUCUGGACUGGGAGCAGGAGACUCUACUGGACCGGACUGGGAGCAUCGGGAGCGUCGCUGACAGCCGGACGGAUUCAGCUCAGAAACACAACAGAGUCAAACGAUGUUGCCAUGGUUACAUGGUAGAAUGCGCAUGACCGGACGUCGCCUGUCGCGCUCGGAAUGGCUCGCGAGGACGCAGUGAGGUGUCUGCGCUGCCUGCUAUACGCCCUCAACCUGCUGUUCUGGCUGAUGUCAGCAUGUGUUCUGGGCGUGGCGGCGUCCAUCAGAGACCACCUGAGCCUGGUGCUGACCCUGACCGCCCACACCAGGCUGGAGGAGGCGGCCGUCCUCACCUACUCCCCGGCCGUCCACCCGGUCAUCAUCACUGUCUGCUGCUUCCUGGUCAUCGUGGCCAUGGUGGGCUACUGCGGGACCCUGCGGUGCAGCCUGCUGCUGCUGACCUGGUACUUUGUGAGCCUGCUGCUGAUCUUCUGCGUGGAGCUGGCCAGUGGGGUGUGGACCUACGAUGAGCCGGCCGUCCAGAGGUCAGAUAUGAUCAGCCUGAAGGCCAGGAUGUCGUCCUUCGGCCUGCAGCACUACCAGUGGCUCACACACACCUGGAACGUCUUCCAGACCGAGUUUAAGUGCUGCGGGGUGAUCUACUUCACCGAUUGGCUGGAGGUGACGGACAUGGAAUGGCCGCCCGACUCCUGCUGCACCAAUCAGUAUCCAGGAUGCGCUCGCCACGCCCACCAGAGGGACCUGAGCGACCUGCACCAGGAGGGCUGCGGUCCUAAGAUCUUCAGCUUCAUCCGCGGGACGCAGCAGCUCCACAUGCUGCGCUUCCUGGGCGUGUUCAUCGGCGUGCUGCAGAUCCUGGCCAUGGUGCUCACCCUGACGCUGCUCUGGGCGCUCCACUACCACCCCGCCCCGCCGCUGGGCCCCCCCGCCGCAGCCCCCCGUCCCUCCGACCCCCCCGCCCCCCUCCCUGCCGACGACCCCACCGCCCCGCUCAUGGCGUCCGCGGCCCUCUGGGCCUCGCCGCCCGGCCGGACCUGCAGGACCCCCUCCACCACGACCCCCCCCACCGCAACCCCCUGGGCAGCCCCCAACACCAUGACCCCCCCUACCAGGAACCCCCUACAGUACGACCCCCACGUGGACAUGAGGCGCCUGGCGUCCUAGCAGUUAGGGUUAGGGUGCCGUGAUUCCCCCCCCAAACAGCCGU